Messenger RNA from Notechis scutatus (mainland tiger snake), 691 nucleotides. NCBI's taxonomy places the organism in Eukaryota, Metazoa, Chordata, Lepidosauria, Squamata, Elapidae. The record is from RefSeq and is a predicted model, not a curated record.
CGCCACCGAUGACUUCAACCACGGCGUGGUCCUCAGCAACCGCCCAUUGCGGAACGGCGAGGUCUUCCAGGUGCGGAUUGACAAGAUGGUGGACAAGUGGGCUGGCUCCAUCGAGAUUGGCGUCACCACCCACAACCCCACCUACCUGCAGCUGCCAUCCACGAUGACCAACCUGCGGUCAGGCACCUGGAUGAUGACCGGGAACGGAGUGAUGCACAAUGGCACAACUAUCCUGGACGAAUAUGGCCACAACCUGGAUCGCUUGAAGGCAGGUGACACGGUGGGCGUCGUGCGGAAGGAGGACGGGACGCUGCAUUUCUUCGUCAACGGGGUGGCCCAAGGCCCAGCCGCCUGGAAUGUCCCACCGAAUAUCUAUGCCGUGGCCGAUCUCUAUGGCCAAGCUGCUCAAGCCACGAUCGUGGAUGACACAGGUAGUGGACACAGGCCUACAUGGGACAGGAAAGGGGUCGAGACAGAGACAAGGAAUAUGGCUUAUUUUGAGGACAGGAAAGUUAAGAGUUGGUUUACAAGCCAGGAAGGAGAAAUUUCCCGACAGUGAGAACAGUUAACCUGUAGAACAGCUUGCCACCAGAAGUUGUGGGUGCUCCAUCAAUGGAGGUUUUUAAGAAGAGACUGGACAGCCGUUUCUCUGGUCUUCCUGCUCAAGCUGGGGGGAGGGGUAGGACUAGAU